AUGUCUUCCAUCCUUUCUGUCCUCGAAACCAAGCUCAGGGAGUACAUGCUUGCCCUUCCUGAUGGCACCACCGAGUACAAAGAUUAUGAGGCCUGGCGUGUGGUGCGCUUUGCCGCACAGCAACAAGCAGUCAAGGCACAGGCCCUGGAAGAGGAAGCUGUGCGGGUAGCCACUGCCAAACACGAGGCUGAGGAGGCUGAGGCGGCGUGCACUGCUUCUGCCCUUCAGGUGGCUGAAGAAGGUCGUCAGCGUUGCCAGGAGGCACUGGUGGAGGCAAUGUUCAGUGGGUUGCUCGAUGCAGAAGAGGGGGAUUGUCAGAUGGCUGCCCUAGAAGCCGAGUCCGUUCUUCCCCUCCCUCUCUUUCUUUGUUCUCCUUCUCCCUCUAUUCCUGUCAUGUCCUCCUCUCGUCCCAAGCCCUCCUUUACCCCUUUGCCUUCUCAACCUUAUCCCUUGGUCACCGAGUCCGACCUCGCAUCCGCAACUGCUGCCUUGCAUCACAUGAGCAUUGACCUGGUUGCUUCACCUGCCCUGACCAAUGUGAACGGCAAGCCGUUGGUGGCUGCUGUUGUUGUUGAGUUCACGCAUCAACGGAUGCCAUCUUUCGGCCGCGUCAUGCUUUUGCCAGGCCUUGGUCAUGGCUGGAUGUCAACGGUUUGGGCCCCAGAGGAACGGAAUGGUGCCGGUAAGGUUUUCAAGGACCCCCCUAAGCUAGUAUCUGGUAAUUGCCUGGUGCGUCCCUUCCCUUUGCCACCUCCUGAGACUGACUGUUACGACUGCUCGUCGGUAACCCCAAGAGUAGGAGGUUCUUCCCUAGGUCACUCGUGGAGGAUGUGUGGAACGAUGGUCUCGGCUGUACGUGUAGCACAGGAGCCAGAAGUGUAUUGCGAUAUAGCAAUGAAGACUGUAGUAGGAAGACUACAGUGGAUGAGGGUGCUGUGGUAG
This is a messenger RNA of Heterobasidion irregulare TC 32-1, 942 nucleotides long. RefSeq lists its product as uncharacterized. Bases 1 to 942 code for a protein of 313 amino acids. The transcript has 2 exons. NCBI's taxonomy places the organism in Eukaryota, Fungi, Basidiomycota, Agaricomycetes, Russulales, Bondarzewiaceae. The record is from RefSeq and is a predicted model, not a curated record.